AUGAAUAAUAGAUUGUCGAACGUUGUUAAAGAAAAUAAAGUAGAAAAUGCAGUAAAUUCUGAAAAUACUGUUGUGCGUUUACCUAAGAUUUCGUUACCGACAUUUUCAGGAGAAAUGCAUUCUUGGCUUUCCUUUAAGGACAUUUUUAAAGCGAGUAUUGAUCAAAACCCAAAUUUAUCAGAUGCUGUAAAAUUGCAAUAUUUGAAAUCAGCACUGAAAGGAGAUGCUUUUAGAAUUAUCCAAACGAUAGCUAUAACGGAUAAUAAUUAUAAGUUAGCGUGGUCUCUUCUUGAAGAAAGAUACUCGAAUCCUAGAGAACAAGUGUAUGCUCAUCUUAAAAGAUUUAUGAGUAUUCCCGUUAUUCAAAACGAGUCAGCUUCUGCGAUUCUAAAUUUAAUUGAUGUUACAAGUGAAGUUGUAAGAUCGUUAGAAUGUUUAGAACAAAAGUUAGAUGGGGUUUCAUCCGCUAUAUUUGCCUUUAUUCUUAGCCAGAAACUUGAUCAGAAUACUAAGUUAUGGUGGGAAAGGAAUUUAAAGAAAGAAAAAAUACCGAACAUUACAGAGUUAUUAGAAUUUCUAAAGGAUCACGCGAGGACAUUAAACGCUUCUAGAAUUCCAGUAAUGUCUAAAUCAAAAGCUUCAGUAAGUCAAUCAAAGGUUUCUUCAAUGGUUUCAUGUGUGACUGAGAAACAUGCUUUAAUUUGUAAACUGUGUAAUGUGGAACAUAAAUUAUUUAAAUGCCCUAAAUUUCAAAAAUUCAGCUUAAAGGAUAGAGUCGAGUAUGUUAAAAAGCACAACUUAUGUUUCUGCUGUUUGGAAAUCAUGGAGUGA
Molecule: messenger RNA, 831 nt
Organism: Stegodyphus dumicola
Lineage: Eukaryota; Metazoa; Arthropoda; Arachnida; Araneae; Eresidae
Source: RefSeq, a predicted model, not a curated record